Molecule: messenger RNA, 3342 nt
Organism: Trichoderma reesei QM6a
Lineage: Eukaryota; Fungi; Ascomycota; Sordariomycetes; Hypocreales; Hypocreaceae
Exons: 2
Coding region: 1-3342 (1113 amino acids)
Biological process (GO): protein import into peroxisome matrix
Cellular component (GO): cytosol; peroxisomal membrane
Molecular function (GO): ATP hydrolysis activity; ATP binding
Source: RefSeq, a predicted model, not a curated record
AUGAAGGGGAGGGGGGCCGGUCGAAGACAGGCCCGUGCUGCCGCGUCAAUGCCGUCUGGCGAGCAGCUCAACGGCAACGACGACGAUGAUGACGAUGGCACCACCGACCAGUUCUUCUCGGCUGCCGAGGAGGGUGUCCAGGCAGGCCCCGCGACCGACGACGCGGUGGCCACCACGGAGGCGGAGACGGAGACGGACCUCUCAGGAUCAGAACAGGAAGAGGAGCUUUCGGACGAUUCGAUGGACGAGGUGAUCUCGUUGGAGGUCCCGACGCUGCCGACGACGACCUCGAUGAAUUCUUUAGGUCCAGGGACGCCAAUGACGGCUGGAACGCUACGCGGCAGGAAGACCAAUGGCUUUGCCACUCCCGGCUCCGUCUUUUCCAACUUUACGUCCACCACUGCUCGUCCCGACCGAGCUCGCGGGAGGCUAUUCAAGGUGCACGGCCUGAAGCGGCAAAUCCCUUCUGACCUAUUACAUCCCAAGCCAUCCCCCGAGGAUGACGAAGAGGCCCGGAUCUAUGUUGAUGUGGCCUCGCUCUCCAAAAUCGGAUGCUUUUCCGGAGACUGGGUCCGGAUUGAGGCUGCUCAAGAGCCCCCCCUGAAUGGAUUCGGCGCGUUUGGGCUCGGCAGCUUCAACCACCCAGACCUGGAAGUCUCCAACUGGCGGCCAGUCCGUGUAUACGGCCUGCCCGAGGGCUACUCUCAGCGCCCCGUUACUCGGAUUCCGAGCUCGAAGCUGGGUGACCGCCGGCCCUCAUUCUUCGAGUCGCAGGUCCAGCGAUCGACUAGCCCAGCCGCCUAUGCUUCACCAAUCUUGAUUGCCAACAUUGAUGGAGCCACGCACCUGCGCAUAUCGCCGCUCAAGAAGUCUUCCUAUCAGGGCAAGGGGACGCUGCCCAAAUUUGCAAGCGCUUCGCAGCCUCCGUACGCGAAAGACAUUGCCAUCCACCACAUCAGGACCCCCGUUUCUGCCGAAAGAGCAUACCAAACGGCCGUCUUGGGCGGACUGAAGCGCUACUUUGCGCAUAAGCUGCGCCUCGUCCGCCAGGGUGAUCUGAUUGCCGUGCCGGUAGACGCCCAGCUGGGCCGUGCCCUGCAGGAGGCUCCCGGCGCAGGCGGUUCGGAGGUGGACGACGUAGUGGCACUGCAGUCUGGCGGGGAGAGCCAGUCGCAUUUCGACAGCGUGGCCUGGUUCAAAGUUGGGCAUAUCCAGGUACAAAAGUCUGACGAGGAUGAGGACGGGACGGGCGAGUCCCUCUGGGGAUCUGUCGCGUGCAUCGACAGCACAACGGUCGCCAUGCACGGGUCAGGGUUUGAAACAAGCCGGAUACCGGGCACCAAGGACAGCACAUGGCCGUACUAUCUGGGCCUGAAGAAGACGCCGCAACGGUCACCCGACGGCGGCCCUCCGCAGUUGGCGGAUCGCGACCACCAGCACGUUCCGCCCCUGAGGCGCCAGCUGCGAGAGCUCCUGGCUGCCGCGACGAGUCUGCGGGCUAUCCACCUGAAAAUGCCGCCCGUCGCCAUCCUGCUCACGUCGACGCAUCGCAACAUUGGAAAGGCGACCAUGGCCAAGGAUGCCUGUAGCGACAUUGGAUUACACACAUUCGCCAUUGACGCCUAUGAUAUCAUCAGCGAGGGCGGAGGCAGCGGGAGCGAUGUCAAGACGGAGGGCUUCCUGAGGACGCGUGCGGAACGAGCCAUUAGCUGCGGCCCGGACUGCUGCGCUCUCCUCAUCCAGCACAUCGAGGCGCUGACGGCGGAUCGGAUAGAGGCCUCGAUCAAAGAGAUUCUCGAGGAUGUCCGCGUCCUCAUUGCCACGACCAACGAGGUUGACAAGGUCCCUGAUGGCGUACGCGCGCUCUUCACGCACGAGCUGGAAAUGGGCGCCCCUGACGAGGCCGAGCGAGAGGCCAUCCUGAGGACCGUCAUUGAAGACCGCGGCGUAUCUCUGGAGCCGGCCAUUGAACUCAAUGCCAUUGCCCUCAAGACGGCCGCGCUGGUUGCCGGCGACCUGCUCGACGUUGUGGAGCGUGCCUCGGUCGCCCAGCGAGCCCGGCUCGAGCUGCUCUCUGCCAAGUCCGGCCGCGGAAGCAUGCCGGUGACGGUGCGCGACGUGCAGGUUGCAGGCGGCUCGGCAGCCCGAUGCCUGACGGCAGCCGACUUUGACGUUGCCGUUGAAGCCGCGCGCAAGAACUUUUCCGAUUCCAUCGGCGCCCCCAAGAUUCCCAACGUCACAUGGGACGACGUCGGCGGCCUGAGCAACGUCAAGGAGGCCAUCACGGAGACGAUCCAGCUGCCGCUGGAGCGGCCCGAGCUGUUUGCCAAGGGCAUGAAGAAGCGAUCCGGCAUUCUCUUCUACGGCCCUCCGGGUACGGGAAAGACGCUGCUCGCCAAGGCCAUUGCCACCGAGUACAGCCUCAACUUCUUCAGCGUCAAGGGUCCCGAAUUGCUCAACAUGUACAUUGGUGAAUCAGAAGCCAACGUGCGGCGCGUCUUCCAGCGAGCCCGGGACGCGCGGCCCUGCGUCGUCUUCUUUGACGAGCUGGAUUCCGUGGCGCCGAAGCGAGGCAACCAGGGCGACUCGGGCGGCGUCAUGGACCGCAUUGUGUCGCAGCUGUUGGCGGAGCUGGACGGCAUGUCGGGCGGCGACGAUGCGGGAGGCGUGUUUGUGAUUGGAGCCACCAACAGGCCUGAUUUGCUGGAUCCCGCGCUGCUGCGUCCUGGUCGAUUCGACAAGAUGCUGUAUCUCGGAGUGUCCGACACGCAUGAGAAGCAGCAAACCAUUUUGGAGGCUCUCACCCGAAAAUUCACCCUCCACCCCUCCGUCUCGCUCGCGUCCGUCUCCCAGCGGCUGCCCUUCACCUACACGGGCGCCGACUUCUACGCGCUCUGCAGCGACGCGAUGCUCAAGGCCGUGACGCGCCAGGCGGCCGCCGUAGACGCCAAGGUGCGCGCCCUCAACGCCGACCCGGCGACCAAGCACGAGGUCUCGACGGCAUACUUCUUCGACCACUACGCCACGGCCGCGGACAUUGCCGUCAUGGUGCGCGAGGAGGACUUUAUCGCCGCGCACGAGGAGCUGAUUCCCAGCGUGAGCGCGGGCGAGCUGGCGCACUAUGAGAGGGUGAGGGCGCAAUUUGAGGGCGGCAACGAUAAGAAGAAGAAGCAGCAGCAGGAUGACGAGAAGAGGAGGGGUUCUUUGGCAGGGAAGGGGAAGGGCAAGGGCAAAGCUGUUGCGGUGAGCAGUGAUGAGGAGAAGGUGAAUGGGAAGGGGAAGGGGAAGGCGGUGAUGGGGUUCCAGGAUGGGACGGCGAGUGAUGAUGAGGAUUUAUAUUGA